AAAGCUCGCUCCUCCAUUGGCAAGAUGUUUGUUAAGGGAGCUCCAGAGGGAGUGAUUGACAGAUGCACGCACAUUCGUGUAGGUGGGAAUAAGGUUGCACUGACAGCAGGCAUUAAAGAGAAGAUCAUGUCGGUGAUCCGUGAGUACGGCACAGGACGUGACACACUGCGCUGUCUGGCUCUGGCCACCCGAGACAACCCAUUGAGUAAAGAGAGUAUGGUACUGGAGGACUCAAGCAGAUUCAUUGAGUAUGAGACAGACAUGACCUUUGUGGGAUGUGUGGGCAUGCUGGAUCCGCCCAGAGCUGAGGUGGCAGCUUCCAUCAAACUUUGUCGUCAAGCGGGCAUCCGAGUCAUCAUGAUCACAGGCGACAACAAGGGCACGGCCGUCGCCAUCUGCAGACGCGUUGGAAUCUUUGGAGAGGACGACGAUGUGUCACGAAUGGCCUACACUGGCCGAGAGUUUGACGAUCUGUCUGCUGCCACCCAGAGUGAGGCAGUGCUCACUGCCCGUUGCUUUGCCCGUGUCGAGCCAUCUCACAAAUCCAAGAUUGUGGAGUUUCUGCAGUCCUACGAUGAGAUCACUGCCAUGACUGGAGAUGGUGUGAAUGAUGCACCUGCUCUGAAAAAGGCUGAAAUUGGCAUUGCUAUGGGCUCGGGCACAGCCGUGGCUAAGACUGCCUCUGAGAUGGUCCUUGCUGACGAUAACUUUGCCACCAUUGUGGCUGCUGUGGAAGAGGGUCGAGCCAUUUACAACAACAUGAAACAAUUCAUCCGCUACCUCAUCUCCUCAAAUGUCGGCGAGGUGGUCUGGUAAGGAUCUUAACCUUUUGCUAACAUUUCAGGAAUGCAU
Molecule: messenger RNA, 852 nt
Organism: Sinocyclocheilus anshuiensis
Lineage: Eukaryota; Metazoa; Chordata; Actinopteri; Cypriniformes; Cyprinidae
Product: sarcoplasmic/endoplasmic reticulum calcium ATPase 2-like
Exons: 4
Coding region: 25-816 (263 amino acids)
Cellular component (GO): membrane
Molecular function (GO): ATP binding; transporter activity; ATP hydrolysis activity
Source: RefSeq, a predicted model, not a curated record